This is a messenger RNA of Suillus plorans, 536 nucleotides long. RefSeq lists its product as uncharacterized. NCBI's taxonomy places the organism in Eukaryota, Fungi, Basidiomycota, Agaricomycetes, Boletales, Suillaceae. The coding region runs from base 191 to 499 and encodes 102 amino acids. The record is from RefSeq and is a predicted model, not a curated record. The transcript has 3 exons.
CGACAUGUCACAGACAGGGACCUCGUGCCUGCUAUCUCGGAAUUCUUGACAGAUCGCAAGCAUCUUCAUUCCUUCCACCUCAUCGUGCCUAGCGGAGACCAUCGUCGCAUUUCUCUAUAUCACGUAUCCUAGAGAUCUUUCUCCUUCGCUAGCAGGGUGGCUUAUUCCGCGGAGUGUUCGUGCGCUCACCAUGGAUAUUAUGGUACCGCCUGCAGAGGACCUUCUCCUUUUCAUAAACCAAUUGCGUCCGGGAGUCCCUCCCCUUCUCACGUUCAUUGGUAUGACAAACUUUCCGAUACGCUCCGUCAUCAACGUGAUCGACCAGGGCUUUUCCAACGUGCGGCUUGUGCGUAUCGACGACAAUGUCUGGAGUGUUAUCCGCCUAGACAGUGAUGGGUCGAUAGAGAUGGAGCAAUGGCCAUAUCGAAGGAUAAAAUACCACUCGGCAGUGUGGUUGGAGUUCCUCGGGUGCGAAGAUGCAAUAUGGCAUCUGGUAUAGUAAACACGAGGCGUGUCUCAAAAACAAAGACGUUGGA